This is a messenger RNA of Prunus dulcis (almond), 2501 nucleotides long. Its product is annotated as serine/arginine-rich splicing factor SC35-like. The record is from RefSeq and is a predicted model, not a curated record. NCBI's taxonomy places the organism in Eukaryota, Viridiplantae, Streptophyta, Magnoliopsida, Rosales, Rosaceae. Gene Ontology annotation, molecular function: RNA binding. Bases 345 to 1136 code for a protein of 263 amino acids. The transcript is spliced from 9 exons.
UGUGUUUUUCAAUUUAUUGCACGAAUGAUCCUUGUAAAACUGAAUGGUUCAUAUUAUUGUGGGAUCGAGUCGGUGUAAUUUGGUUUUCUUUUGUACCUUUUUUCUUUUUUGGGGUAUCAAUAGCCCAAAGGUUUUUGGGUUUGGGUUGAUUUUGAGCCCUAAAUCCAAAAAUCCAAUCACCAAAACCCCCAAAAAGGGCCAGACUCCUCUUCAUCCCUGGAUAUAUUUGCAGUCGGGGAACCGCAACCAUUCUUCAGGAAGGUUCUAUUCUACCCCCCAAAUUUACUCGCCACAAAUCCAAACCCUAAUCCCAAUCUCUCUAUCUCUCUUACAGAGCAAGAACCAUGUCUCACUUUGGUAGGUCUGGCCCUCCUGACAUCGCUGACACUUACUCUCUCCUAGUCCUCAACAUAACCUUCCGUACGAGCGCUGAUGAUCUGUUUCCGCUUUUCGAUAAGUAUGGCAAAGUUGUCGACAUUUUCAUCCCCAGAGACCGAAGGACUGGCGAGUCUAGGGGUUUUGCUUUUGUGCGAUACAAAUAUGCUGAUGAAGCACAGAAAGCGGUUGAAAGGCUCGAUGGAAAAGUUGUUGAUGGUCGAGAGAUAACUGUUCAGUUUGCAAAAUAUGGGCCAAAUGCGGAGAGGAUUCAGAAAGGAAGGAUUACUGAAGCUCUACCAAAAUCAAGGUACAGGUCAAGAAGUCGCAGUCCUCGGAGAAGGUACCGGGAUGACUACAGAGACCGUGACUACAGGAGGAGAAGUCGCAGUAGGAGUUGGGAUAGGUCUGACCGUGACAGAUACCAUGGUAGGGACAGAGAAUAUCGUCGACGAAGCAGGAGCUGCAGUGCCAGCCCUGAUUACUAUAGGAGCAGGAGGAGAGUUCGCUAUGAUGAUGAAAGGCGGAGUCGAAGUCGAAGUAGGAGUCCAAUUCGAAGUCGUUCCAUUGAUAGUGUCUCCCCUGCUCGGUGUAGCCCUAGUCCUCAUAAGAGUCCUUCCCCACUAAUCAGGAGCCGUAGUGCCACCCCUGCUAGACGUAGUCAUGAUGGACAUUCCCCUACUUCUCGAAGUGUUUCACCACGCCAUCGUCUUGCUGAUUCUCGUACCCCAUCCCCUCGAAAUUCAGAUGCUGAUGAUUGAUGUUUCUGGUUGUAUGGAAAUGAUGGAAGCACCCUGAGUUGUGUAGUUCUUGCAGCUCUGCUGAUGUCAGGGAUCUUUGAUCAUAAUGUGUUGUUUUAUUAGGUGUCUUGAGUGCUAGUUUUGGUAGGACUGGUUUCUUUAGUAUUUAACUAUUUAAUGCUGAGCUUUAUAUAUCCUUUAUUGAUCUGGGAUGGACUUUGUAGUUAGUAGAUUUGGUAUUUCAGUACUUACGAAGGAUGUGCUUGUGUGGUUUCUUAGUGUAUCUGCCUUUCAUCUUUAUAUUUGUGUGUAAUUUUAAUGUUCACUUUUGUUCCCGCCUUACACUGUUACUGAUAUAUGAGUCUCUGGUCUCAAGUUGUCUGGUUCAGUUUAUAGGACUGAUUCAUCACGAACUAUUUCUUGGGUUUUAUAGUUAUGUUCGUGAAAAGAGUGAUUGAGGCUUGGAUAAGAGGAUGUUGAUUUGUAGCCGUGGGUGCUGUUUCUAAUUUGUAGACGGAUGGUCGUGAUUGUGAUGCUGGUUGCAGCAGUAUGCUGGUUUUAGAAGUAUGAUUGUUUUGGCAGUGAGAGCUGUUUGCAGGGCCAAUAACUUAAUCUGUUUUUCUCCAUACCGAAUAAAUUUUGGUAAGAAAUAUGGUUUGGUUCUUUGUUUCUGAAAAGUGUUAUAUACUCUAGGAUUUUAAUGUUUUACCUGAUAGUCCAUGAAAGGAGUUUUUAGUUGCUGUGGCGGCUGUAAGUGGGUCUUAACCUGUGUGUAGCUCAUGCUGCAUAUGAGAUUGAUGUGUAGUUCGUUAUGAACCUGAAUGGUUUGUAAUUGCUGUGAUGGUAGAAGUUGAACUGGUCUUUACCUGUAGCUGAUGCUGCACAUAAGUGAUUCAUUAACCCGGAUGCGGAUACCAGGCAUGAACUGUGGAUACUAACUAUGAAACCUUGUAUGCUGGGCUCAACUUUAUGCAGCCACAGUACUGAGAAAUGAUCUUGUCUCACACAAGUUUGAGGCUCUAGCUGUGAAGUGGCAGCUGAUCUGUAUUUUGUUGUAUCGUAAUAAUUUCUUGGGUGACUGAAGCUCUAGCGAAUAACCACCUGCAGCUUGCAGCUUGCUGUUGCUGCUAUUUUACGAUGGGGUCGGGUAGGCUAUUACCAGUUGGGGCCUUGACAAUGGCUGAUUGGCAUGUGCUGAUACCGAAAGAUUUGUUUUGUCGUGUAUGUUAUGCCUAUAACAUGGAUUGACAGUUGCCGGUCCUAUGUUUCGAAUUAGUCACCCCGCCAUUAGAAGUGGCAAAAUAUGUACUUUGACAACGCCUGAUCUGACAGAGAAACUAUUUUGCGUUUUCUCAUAUAUAUAAUGAUCCUUCAUUAGUCUUUCAA